CUUGUCUUUCCACAGCGAACAGUGAGAAUUGCACAUUGAAGCGGUGGCAAAUACACUCGGCUACUGAAGCUCGUGCCGCAUUAUAACUGUGCAAUCUCAAUAUAGGACAUCAUCGGUAGUUUGCAGCGUGGCCGGGGCCCUGCUGCGGCCCCGUGCUUCUACUAGCUUCGGCGCUCCCUCCAGCGCAUACCCAGGCCUGCUAAGCACUCUACUUAGCGUAUGGGAGCCAUCAGUGGAAUGGCUGGCGGCGAGAUUAUUCGCUCCAUCUUCGGCGGGCCUGUGUCCACGCGGGCGCUUUGUGCAGUUGCUCGCCCUGAGCCGGAGCCGGAGCCGUUGCCAGCGAAAAAGGCUGGGGGCACAGCAGGGGCCAAGCCGGGACAGGCAGCAGCGCCUGCAGCCCCAAAGCCGAAGCCCAUCGAUCCCAAAGUGCUGAAGAAGAAGCAGCUCGCGGACGAUCUGGACUUGUUUGAGGACCUGGCCUCAGACGGGCCGAAAAAGGUACCAAAGCCCAAACCCAAGCCGGCGCCCGGCCCACACGCCGCAGGUCCGGGCCCCAGCAGCGCACGGCACGCAGCAGGGCACGAGGGCCGCAGCAGCGGGAGGCCCAGCGCGGGGUCGGGUACAGCAGCAACUGCGGCUCGGGCCAAGAGUCCAUCCCUCUCAGCGCGCCCAGCCGCCGGCGCAAAGCCAGGCUCCGGUGGGGGCAAGGCCUCGGGCCCUGCUCCUGCCACCAACGGCACCGGCAGCCGCGCAGCCCACACCAACCACCAGCGGCAAGGCGGGGCAGCGGCCGGCGGCGGCGGCGGCGGGUCCAGAGCCGGCGCGUCCGCACCUGCAGGCGGGGGCAGGCCAGGGGCAGGUCCGGGCGCUGGCGGUGGCGGCGCGGGCGCAGUAGCCCGGGGCGGGCCAACCUCCACCUCGGGGCGCGGCGCAUCGGGGUCCUCAGGCAAGGCCGCCGCCGCGGCGGUGCCGCCCGGACAGGCGCGCCCAGCCGGUGUCCCGUUCCUCGGCUCGGCGCGCCCCGCCGCGCCCUCGGGCGCAGCUGCCGCCAACGGCGGCGGCGCAGCCGCGCCAGGCCUGGCCAAGCGGCCGGCGGGCCCCGGCGGAGCCGGGGCCGGCGGCGGCGGCGGCGGCGGCAUGGGCGCGAUGCGGCGGGACGCGGGGCGGCCGGUUAUUCGGAAGCCGUCUGCGGGUCCGCCGCGGCGGCGGCGUGAUGAGGACGAGUACGAGGACGACUUUGUGGUGGACGAUGAGGAGGAGGAGCCGGAGGAGGACUGGCGCCGCUUCCUGAGGAGAACCACAGGCUACGACCCCAGCCGCUACCGGGACGACCCCUACGACGACCGCUCCAUGGAGGUGGGCUGGCGCCAGGUGGUGGCGGAGGAGAAGCGCAGCGAGCGCAUGGGUCGCAUGGAGGACGAGCUGGCUGAGGAGGAGGAGGAGCGCAAGCGCAAAGAGAAGAUGAAGCGGCUCAAGAAGCAGCGCACGCAGUAGCAGCAGUGGUUGGGAGGUGGCGGCGGGGUGGGCUGGGGUGCUCGCGGCACGGGUGGCGGGCAGCGGCGGCGGUAGCGGUAGCGAGGUGGCUUGGCGCCUGCUGCGCGGCAGGCGGCACGGGGUCAUGCGCGGCGGUCCCGACGGGGAUGUGCAUACGGCAUCAGGCCCCCGUGUGGUUGCGUGUGUUGGAAUGUGUAGCAGGACACUGGCCGAAAAGGUCUAAAAUAGCUGUCCGUGGCUAACAUGGGUUGCGCUUGGAUCGUGGCCGGGAUGUGAGCCGCAGGGCGGCGUGAGCCUGGACGUACCUUGGUGGGCGGUGGGUAGGUGGUUGCAGGGGCUGGAUUGAUGCCGCUUCGGAAUGGGGAGCAUCAACGAUUAAGCAAGCACAUGCCCGCUUGAGCUACGGGAGGAGUUGGGCCGUGUUUAGGUUAGCUGGGGCUGCGGGGCUGCGGCCCGUGUACUACUAUGGGAAGGGAAGAGCAACAUGAAGGCAGGAUGAGGCGUUCGCAUGCGCAGACGCUUGGCUCGUGUGUAAGUGGUCAGCUGUGUGUGGAAGGGGGCGACUGGAUUCUGAAUGGUCAGUGGUGGGGAGUUGUGAGGAGGCAUCCGGUACGGCUAUCCGGGCCGCAGCGCAAGCGAUGGGGGCAGUGUGAGGAGAGCAUCGGGCCGUGCCCGUAGAGGCUACGAUAGGCCACUGCCUACCAAUGAUGAUGGGUCUUGCUUGGAGGCUUGGAGCAGGAGUGGGUGGAGCUGCGGCUCGAGGCAGGGAGCUCGGGUGUAGGUGCAUGGGCUGAAUCAGGAAGUGUAUGAAGGCGCCAAGUGCCGGCGUGGGAGAUUGGGAGGCAGUACCGGGAACACCAAUGUCCCAACUGUAACGGCUGUAGAUG
This is a messenger RNA of Chlamydomonas reinhardtii, 2381 nucleotides long. RefSeq lists its product as uncharacterized. NCBI's taxonomy places the organism in Eukaryota, Viridiplantae, Chlorophyta, Chlorophyceae, Chlamydomonadales, Chlamydomonadaceae. Gene Ontology annotation, biological process: nucleosome assembly; regulation of DNA-templated transcription. Bases 238 to 1494 code for a protein of 418 amino acids. The transcript is spliced from 4 exons. Gene Ontology annotation, cellular component: nucleolus. The record is from RefSeq and is a predicted model, not a curated record. Gene Ontology annotation, molecular function: DNA binding; histone binding.